UUCCAUGAGUUUCCUGUUAAGGAUCCCGGGUAUAAUCUGAACCAGGACGGCAUGUGUGCGGGAAGAGGGAGGUCUCGCUGCUCAGUCUCUCUCUGCUGAUGCAAAAUCCGGGCCAUACGAUCUGGCACAAAUGUUUUUUAUAAUCACAGGAGAAUUUGAGCGCUGCUGAGCAACACCCGCUGAUCCACAUUCAACCGAGUCAGCAAGGAUGUUUCAUCUCCACAAGGUGCGAUCGCCUCUGCUGCUGUUAGCUGUUCUGUGGAGCUGCCCGGGUUGGCUCACCGCAUGGCCCGGCACCAGUCGCAGCAAGCCUGAGGAUCAGCUGGACCCUAAUGUGAAGGAAUGGGGGGACUAUUCGGACCUCCCCCCGGGCGUCGAGCACGGGUUAGAGUUGGACCAAGAUCACGCAGACAACACAGGGGUUGGAAAGUCCUCAAUAAGCCUUGCUCCAGAGCUGGAUUUCCUGGCAGACUUUGCAGGUAUAAAGCGACUGUGGGUGAUAACAGCCCCAUCACACAAUGACCACUACCUUCGUAUGAUGGAGAAGCAGUUGGAAGACAUGGAGCAGAAAGGGCUGAACUGCCGUCUAGCCGAAAGAGACACAUUCAUCAUCACCAUCAUCCAGAAUGCAAUGAUGGAAGGUCGAAUCCAGAAGACAACUUUCCAAGGAGACGCCACAGUGGAGAGCCUGGACCCCGACACAGUUAGCAAACUGCUGCACUACCUGGAGCUCACCAGCCAGGAGCAAGGGUUCACCAUGCUGGUUCUGAAGAAGAACCUUCAGGUCAGUGAACGCUUCCCUUAUCCGGUCCGUGUUGACGCCAUUUUGGAGCUCAUUGAUCAGUUUCCUGUGAGGAAGCUGGAGAAGAUGACCAGAAAAGGAUCAAACUUGAGGUGUAAAGCCACCAAAAAGAAGGUUGUGAUGAAAAAAAGAAAGAUGAAGAAAAAGAUACUGAGUCCUCAGAGGCGAGGUAAUCUGACUUCUGUUGCGGCCUUACAAAAAAAACCUUCCCUGGACAUGAAAGCUGCCCUGAAGAGUAAAAUCCAGGAUAUACUGAGUGGACGCUCGAGGUUUGUUAUCCGUAAGGCGCCUGCUGCAGGCUCCGCGAGGGGAAAGGACUCCAGCAGCGGGGGUCCGACUCCUUCCAACGAGCUGGAAAGAAUCCAGGGGCUUCCAUCGGUGUCCAGCACUAACCCCAAAGUGAAGAAAGACAGGCCUGACUCUGUGGAAGAAGGGAAGACAAGAAACAAAGGGACAAACAAUGAAGACAAAAAGGAGCAGAAUGUAAAGGAUGGCACGCAGGAAGAACGUGAAACCAAGAAGAAGGGUAAAGGGAAAAAAGGGAAAAAAGGGAAAGGACGAGGGAAAAAAUCAAACAGAGAGCCAAGUGAGAAGGAUAAAACAGCUCUGAAGGACUUUUUGCACGCUUUAAAGGGGACAAGAAGGUUAAUGUUGAUAUCAACGCCCAGCAGGGACGCAACACUGUACGUGCAGCAGAGAGACGAGAGCGAGAAGCAACACUGCAACCUCGCUGUUAGGAAGGUCACCGUGGCAACCGUUGUGGGGGAGGGAAGUGAGGCCACGCUUACGCUGAAACACCACCAGCUCGAGUCGGAGCCUGCACUCAGUGGCCAAGCAGAACAUUUCUCAGAUUCAGGCCUGAUCUCUCUGUUGAGAGCGGAGCUCGGCCUGUCGUCCUCUGACCUCUUUUCCAUGACCGUCACGGACUACGACGUGAAACCAAAGAAAGUCUUCGAGGCUCCUCCUUCAGGCCCUGCUCUGUUUGAGUACAUAGACAACUUUCCAUCAAGGCGUUUGGAAAAAGAAAAAGAAAGGAGGAGUCCCCCGUCGUGCUCUAAUGAAAAGCAAAAGUCUGAGAACUCACUGCUAAGGUUCAUGUCUAAGAGGAGACUGCUGCUCAUCUCUGCUCCCUCAGAGGACGACUACUCCUUCCAACAGCAGCUCUCUGCUCUCAAUGGGCAGGAGUGUCAUCUGGGUAUUCGCCACUUCGCCAUGUUAAAGUUGACUGGAACUGGAGACAAAGCAGCAGGAGCUGUUGAGCUUUUUCCCCUAAAUGGUCACAGUCAGAGUGAAGCAGAGCCGUUGUCCCGUGACGCGGUGAACGAUCUGAGAGAGCAGCUGAAGAUCAGCAAGGACUACUUCAGCAUGCUGGUUGUGGGGAAGGAUAGCAACGUCAAGGCGUGGUUCCCAUCGCCCAUGUGGUCCAUGGAGAGCAUCUACGACCUGGUGGACUCCAUGGACCUGCGCCUCCAGGAAGAGAAGCUGCAGAAGAGACUCGGGAUCCAGUGCCCCGAGGACAGAGAAACAGGAGGCGUCGAGGGGGGGCCAUAUCCGGGCUAUGGCGAAGACGGGGCGGACAGUGCGUACUUGUAUCACCGGUCAGAGGAAUGAUGAGAAAUAACAAGGUAGAAGAUGCAAUGGAGUGGGGAUGAGCUAAUAAAAAAGGAAUCACAUUGUCAAAGACUUGUGUAUGAAUCAAUGUAAAUUUUAUGGACAUUGCAAACGUAAAGCAGAAAAUGUUCAGAUGGUUAGAGGCAAAAAGAAAAAAAACAUGUGCAUCCUUCUUCGUUUUUUUAUGAGAAUAUGGCAUUCUGUUGUCAUUUGCUGAUUACAGGACGAAAAUCUAUCUGAAGCCAAGAAUAUUGAGUCUGUGGCAACACUUCUAUCAACUUUAUUGAACACAUUCACUGUGUAAAGUAUAAAAAUAGAAAGUCCCUUUAAUGAAAUGAUGGUAGCAUUGAAA
Messenger RNA from Pungitius pungitius (ninespine stickleback), 2765 nucleotides. RefSeq names its product coiled-coil domain containing 80 like 2 (gene ccdc80l2). Lineage: Eukaryota; Metazoa; Chordata; Actinopteri; Perciformes; Gasterosteidae. Bases 209 to 2413 code for a protein of 734 amino acids. Gene Ontology annotation, biological process: positive regulation of cell-substrate adhesion; extracellular matrix organization. The record is from RefSeq and is a predicted model, not a curated record. Gene Ontology annotation, cellular component: basement membrane. The transcript is spliced from 13 exons.